Molecule: messenger RNA, 1662 nt
Organism: Anopheles maculipalpis
Lineage: Eukaryota; Metazoa; Arthropoda; Insecta; Diptera; Culicidae
Cellular component (GO): cytoplasm
Molecular function (GO): ubiquitin-protein transferase inhibitor activity
Source: RefSeq, a predicted model, not a curated record
UGUACCGUGAUGGAUGUUCUUGAAUCGAUUCUACCUAAGCUAGAGGAGGGUGAUUACAAAUCAGCCGUUGACAUCAUAGCCGACCCGGCAAACGAUGCGACGAUAAAGCUGCAAUCAAUGGAACUAGUUUCCCUCAUUGCGAGCCAUUUAACCGAUGCAAAUGCGGAAAAUAAGCCGGACUUGUAUGCUACUACCGAAACGAUACUGAAUCGGGUGGCACAAAAGUGUAGCCCACCGGAAGUUUUGUACGAAUUGAUGGAAAAAAUGCGCAUUACUACAAGCGAUGAAGUGUUCACCAGCUUACUGAAAACGAUACAAGUGUCUGUCCUUCGUCUGCCGGCAAAACGUGCACGAUGCCUGGAAUGGGUCUUCGAAACCAUUAUAGAAUAUCUGGACAAAAUUCCACUGCCCGAUGUGCUGAACAAAGAUAUGGAAGAACGGGAGGAAGAUCUGCUGGAAUGUGAGGAAUCGAUUCGAAGAUUGUUGCAGCUGUACAUCACACUGCUACUCUUUCUGGAACCGAUCGUUAAACAUCUGGGUCAGUCUUCUACAAGUCGGGAUGUGUUCUUCAACACAAGUCUAACGCAGAAAAACGCAUUGAUCGUGUUUUUGCUCCGACUAAUGGGGAAGCUUUUCCCAUUUCUGCAUCUUCAGAGGACCGAGCAACCGAGAAAAACGUUGCGUCGUCCUACAAAAUUGCCAGCCGGCAAAAGCUACUCGAUCCAAGCCGCAGAGGACAUGAUCCGAUCGUUUGCGAUACUCGUAAAAGACCCACUGUUUAUGCUACCGUACGGAGGGAAGCGCAGCACAAUUCAGAGCAAAAAGGCGAAGCAAACCGAUUCCGAGGAAAAAUCAAACAACGAUUGCUUUUUGUACAACGAAUCGUACACGACCGAGGGAUUUGCAAUGUUGUACUAUCUUUUGCUGGGUGAAGAUUUACUACCGGCACAUGUUCCUCAGAUAUACGAGCGUCGUUACAUUUUUGAAAUGGGAUUGCGUUACGUUGUGAUUUUGUUGAGCGGCGAACGUACCGUGGUGUACUUCAAGGGCAUCCGUUUGGCUCAAGCUUUAGUACGGUUGGUAAAGGGCAUCCAACUUUCUGCACGUGACCUGGAGGCACAAAUUCACACAACUUUCUGUGAGCAGUUUGUUCGCGCUUUAGAAAGGUCAGCAAGUGUGCGUAGCCGAGAAGUUGGCAUAACCGUGCUAACGGAUUACAUUCAAACUUUUGAUGAUGAAGGACGGUACAUGAUCGUGUCUCAUCUGCUUAAAACGUUCGACGACGAUUCGGUACGAGCUUAUGCGAUCAAUGUGUAUAAAGAUUUGAUAAGUAACGAUAUGCGGAACAAAAUGCAGGAAGAACCACUUGUCCGAUGGUACAGUGGAGACAUUUUGAAGGACAUGCUUACUGGCCACAUAUGUGUGCUGAAACAGGGUGUUAAGACGGAUUUGAUAGACAAUAGUUAUAGCAUUAUAAGCGCACUCGGCAUUGUGGGUUCUGUUGAAAACGGAUCAAUCCAACAGAAGCCAAAUUUGGAACUACUUCCAAACACUGGAGACACAGUUUCUGCUAUCGCUUCGUACAGCUAUAGACUUGAGCCGGGCACACUACAAAAACGAAAUGAAAGCUACAACCGAGGACAAUAAUACACAAAAGGCAGG